UACAUAUUUCAGCGCGGCUGCUUCUGCAAUCUGCAUCUCUCUCCCUCCUAUUCAAAUCCCGAAUUGAAAUCCCCAAAUCAAAGACUUUCAGAGUCCCCAAAUCCUUUUAAUCCCCUUCUCCUUCUCUCAGAGAUAAUACUAUGCCUCAGAGACACUCGAAGAACAACAACGACCUCGCGUUCUUCACAUACGACGAGAAGCGAAAGCUUGGGUAUGGAACCCAGAGGGAGAGACUCGGCAGAGACUCCAUCAAACCCUUCGAUGCUUGUUGCCUCUGCUUGAAGCCCUUCAUCGACCCCAUGAGUUGCCAGAAAGGCCAUGUCUUUUGCAAAGAGUGCAUUCUCGAAUGCUUGCUUUCCCAGAAGAAAGACAUCCACAGAAAGCAAGUUGCACAUAAUAGUCAGCAGAAGCAAGACAAGGAAGAUGAAGAAGAGAAGUUAAGGCAACAGAAAGCCAGAGAGCUUGAGGCUUUUGAUCAGCAAAACCAUGGUGCAGUACCGCACUACAAUGAUAGAAACCAGGACCGGGAUAAGAAUGGUUUUCAUGGGGCAAAUAGUGUGAAGGUCACUUCUUAUGAAGAAGAGGCGCUUCGGACAAUGAAGGCAUUUUGGCUGCCUUCUGCUACACCAGAAGCUCCUGUUAAAGUGGCUGCUCCCCCUGAAUGCACAACCUGUCCAGAAGGAAGCGAGAAACUAAAGCUGAAGUCUCUUUUCCCUAUCCAUUUCACUGAAGACACCAACGACGAGAAGAAAUCAACGCCUCUUGACAAGACAUUUAUCUGUCCGAGCUGCAAGGUUACGUUAACAAACACGCUAUCACUCGUGGCUCUUAGCUCAUGUGGCCACGUCUUCUGUAAGAAGUGUGCUGAUAAGUUCAUACCUGUAGAUAAGGUUUGUCUCGUUUGCAACAAGGGAUGUAAAGAAAGGAACUUGGUGAACCUGAAAAAAGGAGGGACCGGCUUUGCUGGCCACGACGAUGAUCUUGAAGCCAAAGAUUUCAAGCACUUGGGGAGUGGCUCGGGUCUUGGGUUAGUGAGACCCGCAGCGAAGACUUAACUCCUGUGUUUUUACAGGUCCACGGUGUCUGUAUCUCGUCCUUUCUUUCCCCUCCGUUGUGGCAUUUUACAGGCAACAAUACUACGAAAUCAUUAUAUGUGACUUGAUUUGUACUUUUGACAUUUUCGUUAGUGCUGCAUUUCGAGGUUUUUGUCUUCGA
Messenger RNA from Rosa rugosa (rugosa rose), 1215 nucleotides. Its product is annotated as E3 ubiquitin-protein ligase CSU1. Lineage: Eukaryota; Viridiplantae; Streptophyta; Magnoliopsida; Rosales; Rosaceae. Bases 141 to 1055 code for a protein of 304 amino acids. The record is from RefSeq and is a predicted model, not a curated record. The transcript has 2 exons. Gene Ontology annotation, molecular function: ubiquitin protein ligase activity. Gene Ontology annotation, cellular component: nucleus.